GUUAAACAAAGAUUCAGUUGUUAUUCAUUGCAGAUUGACAUCAGUUAGAGGAACAAAAGAAACCUGGGAGCACUGAACGGCUGUUUCGUCCUAGUAUGGGACUCCUCAGCAGCAUGCACCCACGACCCUGCAGGGAUCGGACCCGUGACCUUCAGGUUCCGUGGCCAGUACGUUACCAUUGAGCUAGGUCACAAUCCAAUGGUCCAUAUUUCCAACUUCUGUUAGCUCACAAUAUAGCGUAACCACCACCCAAUGUCAUCAUUGAGUAACUGUCCUCACGACCAUAAGGCUUUGCCCCCACCGGUCACGACUUCCAUUGUUCCUCCAACUGAUGUCAGUCUACGAUGAAUAAAAACUUACGAUAUUUCCAAAUCCCCACAACUCCCUCAAAGAUUCAGUUAUCAAUCUCUCCCUUCACCCUGCUACAUUUUAGUUUUAAGGAUUUUUACCCUGUUCCAUUCUAUCUGUGUACAUUGUGUGUAAUCGCAUGCGUAGCUAAGGCUAAGCUUUUUUCUAAAUUCCAUACCUUGCUAAGAUCUACUAAUUUUGACCCUGGCCGACUAUUUUAACCUGUGUAUUUGCCCUCGCAGUCGUUGCAAGGGAUUUGGUAAACUAAGUUAUUCUGCUUAGUUGGGUCAAUAGGAUCUUUUAACCUAUAAAGCCUAUUUAGAAGUGAGUUUUUAGGUUCGAAUGCCACUCUAAUCCCAGCCUUAUUGAGAAUUCUACGUAGUGUUUUUGAGGCGCCUUCUUUGUAUGGCAAUACUGUGGUGGUUUUGAAUUCUCUAUUCACAGAAUCCACAAUACUAAUGGUGUUGAUAAUAAUGUUGAUAAUAGCAGCGCCAAUACUAUGAAUAGUGUCACUUUGUAUACAUUACAUUCACGAAUACGUUUUCAAAUUUCGCGGUAAUAUAGAAAACGGAUAAACAAUGUUUGACAGUGAAGUAAUCCGAAAUAUUGUUUUCCCCUUGAACUGACGGAAUAUACCCAUUUAUUCCUUAAUAAGAAUAAGGCAUGUAUCAGCGAAGAAAUAUUUCUUUUCAACGACUUCAUUAUGAAACUGUACAGUUGUAUUUAUACUCGAAAAUGACAGAUAAUUGCACUAAAAAGGAAGUUGCUCAGUCAAUAUGGAAAAUAUACAGUCGGUGUAGGUGGUGGUAUUUGUUCAAGUGGAACAGAUAGAAAAUGGGUCAUUGAAAAAGUAACGAAUUGAUAACAAGUGGUGAGGUGAGCGACAAGUGCUGUCAAAGAAUUGUAAAAUGGUGAUAAUUAAUCUGAAACGUGUACAAUAGGUCAGUGAUUAAGGAAUGAAUUGAUAUUAAGUAGUGAAUUAUGGGUCAAAUGUUGUCAAUGAAGUGAAAAUUGGUGAUAAUGAUGAUGAUGAUAAUAGAAGAGAAGUGUGCCAAAGUGAAGUGAACUGAAACUGACAAAAUAAGCAACAAGGUAUUAUUGAGGCCAAGGUCGAGAAAGUGGUUUCACAAAACGUUUUUGAAUGCAAAGUUUCGGUUUUCGUUUAGCUUCAGCUAUGCAUGAGUGGUGGAACUGUGAACCUUUGUAGUAGUUCAAUUUAACUUUGUAAAUUACUUUGAAGGAUGAAUGUCGAUGUUCUGAAUGACUUAAUUCAACUAGGUAAACACACAUAUGGAUGAAGUCGUUUUCAUUUGCUCUCCUCUAGUAAGUCGAACGGGAUAGUGUUCAGUGAGACGUUUUCUUGAGGCCAGCUUACAACGCCCGAUAUAGUGAUCUCCAUAGGAGCAUGUGAACUUGUAGAUACACAUAGAUGUGGACAUAAGUGGAAUCCUACUCUUCGUGCAUUGAUGAAUCAGAUGGCAGUUGGAGAGUAUUAGUCUGAGUGUAGCAGCAAAGAAGCUACUAAUGAUGCAACUUGACAGAUGGUUGUUUAGCACUUCGUCUUUGGUGUCUGCUUUGAAUUCCAGAUUCAUGGUUAAGAUUUUCUUAGGAACUGUAAUGGGAUUGAGAGUUGUUCAUUUCUUCAGAUUCUUAUCAAUAAAUCUUUAAGGGUAUCCGUUAUUAGAUAGUAUUAUUCUAAGAGCUUCGAUUUCAACAUCCACCGUGUCUUCUGAACAUAUUUUAUAAAUUCUGGAGCAUCGCAAGUGAAUGAAAUUUUUUUUACAACCAACAAGUACCCAACUAUUAAAGUUAGUGAACUUGAAGUAGGCGGCGCAAAAAACAACACACAACACUGAAAAGCAUGCACGAAUUUAUUUUUUUUUCAUAGCUCAGUAUAGUAUAGUAGUCAAAAAUACUUAAAAAUUAUUUGAGUAGACAAAAAAGGUAGGCACAGAAUGUUAUCUAUUUGAUAAAUGGUGAAACUCUAAAGAGUGAUAAUAGAUGCAUUAUAUUACUGCUAUCCAUUCUGCAUCAUAUCACCUCUAGUCUUUGAAUAACCAACUUCACACAUACACACACUUCUGCUAACACGAUAUCGGGUGUAAACCAACAAUCAGUAAAUUUAUUGAUUUAUACCAGUGCAUGUUCUUACGAUCGUCAACUGUUUUGAAUUCAUAUUGUUAGUCUAGUCGAAAAUAUACAACAACUGAGACAUUGACGCAGUUUCUGUAAAACAUAUCCAAGUCACUUGACUAGCUGACUGCAAUCCAUUUUGAAAACUGUCUAUAAUUAGUUGUAUGUGUACAGUUAAUGCAUUAUCUUACCAGUACAUAUUUCAUUUCUUUUUCAGGCGAUCGUUUUGAUACGCAUAGGAAUACUUUCACUAUCGAUUUCAAAGAAAAUUAUUCCUUCAUCUUUAUCUCAUUGAACAUUUACUAGUAAGGAGAAAUUAAACAUUGUAACAGAAAAGAAAAUGUCACACUCUACUAAUCAACUGCAUAUCUGUAUGUUAGGUAGUGGUAACGUUGGUAAAAGUGCUCUAACAUUACAAUAUAUGUAUGAUGAAUUUGUUGAAGAUUAUGAACCGACCAAAUCCGAUUCUUAUGUGAAAAAAAUCAACAUAGAUGGUGUAAGUGUGAAUGUCUCAAUCUUAGACACAGCUGGUCAGGAAUCGUUUGCAGGUGUAACAGAUACAAUCUAUCGAAGUGGUGAUGGCUUCAUAAUCGUUUUUUCACUAACUGAUAUGGAAUCUUUCAAAGCUGUUGGUGCCCUUCUAGAAAGAUUCCUUAUUGUUCGACCAUCAGAGUAUCUUCCACGUAUACUUGUUGGUAAUAAAGUAGAUUUAACUGAUGAAAGGCAAGUUUCUCGGGAAUUAGCACUGAAAACAGCUCAACAGUGGAAUAUACCAUAUAUGGAAACUUCGGCUAAGAAUAAUGCAGAUGCUCAAAAAAUAUUUUAUAGUGUCUCCAAAGAAAUAUUCGUAAUGAAAUGUGCUAAUCAACAACCACAAUUGGAACAGAAUAAAUCACGUGAAGAUGGUUGUUGUACAAUUAUAUGAAACUUGUUAGGAUCGGAUACAAGAAAUGAAUGAGAC
Molecule: messenger RNA, 3442 nt
Organism: Heterobilharzia americana
Lineage: Eukaryota; Metazoa; Platyhelminthes; Trematoda; Strigeidida; Schistosomatidae
Source: the annotation of a GenBank genome assembly